GGUAUAUGAGAUAUCUCACCGUCUCUGCUCCUAUUGAGGCCGAUCCAGCAGCAUACUUCUGACAGCUAUAGUAUACAGCAAACACCAACGGAAUCCGGCAGCUCUCAUCCGCUCUCAUUGCUGUUGAGCAAACUGUGUCCGAUAGAAAGGAUGGCCGUCUCGGUGUUCCCGGUUGUUGCUCUGACAUCCCUCGCCCUUCUAUCCCUCUACAAGUUCAUCGUCCAGCCAUUAUGCUUCCACCCACUUCGGCAUAUCCCAUCAGCACACUGGUCGAUUCCUAUAUUUGGCGAUCUGUGGAUCACAUACCAACGCUAUCGAGAACGCAACAAUACAGUCACAUAUGCUGCCCAUGUAAAGUACGGCAGUGUUGUGCGCAUGGGGGCCAGUGAGUUGAGCGUCAAUUGUGUGGACAAUGGCAUCAAAACCAUAUAUGCCGGCGGAUGGGAGAAGCAUGCUUGGUACCCACAGCGAUUUGGAAGUUACGGAGUUAUGAACAUGUUCUCGACCAUACACCACGCACCUCAUUCCCAGAAGAAACGUACCAUGGCCAACGUGUUCUCCAAGUCAUAUAUUGCAUCCUCCGUACAGGUUGCUGCCAACUCGCACAAGCUGUUAUCGACACGUUACCUGCCUUUGCUUCAGAGUCUCUCUGAAACUUCACAGCCAUAUGAUGUACACGAUAUGAACAAUGCAUUUGCGAUGGACUUCAUGUCAGCAUAUCAAUACGGUCUACAAGCUAGCACAAACUUCACACAAGACAUCGCGGUCCGACGUAAAAUCAUGUACGAGUACCACUGCAGACGAGAGUACGAGUUCUUUUCUGCUGAGAUCCCCUGGCUGAAGGAUCUCACCCGCAAAUUCGGUCUGGAAAUAGUACCUCAAUUUGUCGACGAUGCCAACGCUUCGAUUGAGGAGUGGAACGCCAGUAUGUGUCGCGCCGCUGAGAAAUACCUUUCUGCUGCAGCCCAGAUUGCGUCCCCUUACAUUGGUGAUGAACCAAUCGUGUAUAAGCAGUUCAAAGAGGGCAUCAAUAGACUACGCGAAAAAGAUCCGCUCGCAGGAAAGUCGGUGUCCGAUGUGAUCCUUCCCACCGUUCGCCACGACGAUCUUCAGCAGAACGAGGAUGACACGACUACGGCAGAAAUCUACAGCGAAAUGCUUGACCAACUCGGUGCAGGCCAUGAGACAUCUGCCGUUGCUCUGACAUACCUAUACUGGGAGAUGAGCAAGAACCCCGAUAUGCAGAAACAGCUCCAUGACGAGGUGUCUGGGCUGACGCCAGCGAUCAAGUGGCCCAUGCCUGCAGGAGCCGAUCUCGCCGACUUCAAGAUACCAGAACCCAAACAAAUCGACUCUCUGCCCCUGUUGCAUGCGAUCUAUAUGGAGACAUUGCGCCUACACACACCUAUCCCAGGUAUUGAACCUCGCAUCUCGCCUCACGUGCCUGGUGGAAGCACGGUUGGUUCAUACACAGGUAUUCCAGGUGGCGUACGUGUCUCAUCCAUGCCAUAUUCUCUGCAUCGCAACGAAGCUGUGUUCCCUGAACCUGAAACCUUCAACCCCUCUCGGUGGCUAUCAUCACACACCUCGGAAGAACACCUGAAAGAAAUGCAUCGCUGGUUCUGGGCAUUUGGUAGCGGGGGAAGAAUGUGCAUCGGCAGCAAUUUGGCAACACAAGAGAUCAAACUGCUGGUCGCUGCCAUUUAUACCAACUGGACAACAGAAAUUGUCGAUGACGACGGUAUCGAGAAGAUUGAUGCUUACAACACGAAGCCCAGGAGCAACAAGCUUAUGCUGAGAUUUAGGCAUGUAUAAAGCAGCAAAUUGACUGUACGAAGCCGAGUAAUGCAGCAUCAAUGUCAUUGAAUGACCACCGGCUCCUCGGCAUUAGGCAUGGGGGAU
This is a messenger RNA of Exophiala viscosa, 1902 nucleotides long. RefSeq names its product unspecific monooxygenase. NCBI's taxonomy places the organism in Eukaryota, Fungi, Ascomycota, Eurotiomycetes, Chaetothyriales, Herpotrichiellaceae. The transcript has 2 exons. The record is from RefSeq and is a predicted model, not a curated record. Gene Ontology annotation, molecular function: iron ion binding; oxidoreductase activity, acting on paired donors, with incorporation or reduction of molecular oxygen; monooxygenase activity. Bases 151 to 1815 code for a protein of 554 amino acids.